Molecule: messenger RNA, 711 nt
Organism: Astyanax mexicanus (Mexican tetra)
Lineage: Eukaryota; Metazoa; Chordata; Actinopteri; Characiformes; Acestrorhamphidae
Product: cyclin-dependent kinase 5 activator 1-like
Exons: 1
Coding region: 1-711 (236 amino acids)
Biological process (GO): activation of protein kinase activity; positive regulation of cyclin-dependent protein serine/threonine kinase activity
Cellular component (GO): cytoplasm; protein kinase 5 complex
Molecular function (GO): cyclin-dependent protein serine/threonine kinase activator activity; protein kinase binding
Source: RefSeq, a predicted model, not a curated record
AUGGCCAGCUCACCUCGGCCCAUCCAGGACAUCAUUCACCAAGAAGAAGAAAAGAAGACACUGAAGAGGAGCAGGAAGAGAUCCUCCAUCCAGCUGUCCCCUGCACCUCCUGCAGUGAAGAAGCAGAAGAUUCAGGAGUCUGCGUCUACACGUGACCUGAGGGAUGGAUCACCAUCAUCAUCCUCCACGGCUGUAUCUGCGGGUGCCGUGCUUUGCCAGGCCACGUCUGCUCUCACGCACGAGAUGGUGCAGAAGGACGUCUGGUGUGCUGAGCUGCUGGACUUGCUGGGCGAGUUCCUGUGCCGCCGCUGCAGACGCCUGAGAGACCUCACUCCUGAGGUCUCCACGACUUGGCUGCGCACCGUGGACAUGCUCCUGGUCGUGACCAGAAGACAGUGGAAGCCCUUCCUCUGCCCGGGCAGCGUGGUCUUCCUUUACAUGUUGUGCCGGGACUCCAUCUCAGCGGAGGUGUCCAGCGAGGACGAGAUGUGUGCUGAGCUGCUCACCUGCUUUUAUGUUGCGUGCUCUUACAUCGGCACUAAGCUCGGCUACCCGGCGCAUCAUUUCAUGCUGGAGAGGAACAGGCAGGACUUCUGGAAGCGCACGCUGGACAUCACCACGCGCAUGAGCCACAAGAUGCUGCUGAUCAACAUCUCUUCGCAGUUAUUCACCCAGGUCCUCUCUGACCUGAAGAACAGGACGGACCGUUAG